AUGUCAAAUUCAAAUACUCAAGCUGGUUGGUAUGAACUACUUCCACAAACACAAAUCCUCACUGAACAAGAACAAGACUUCAAAAACAAGAAGAAGCAAUGGAAGAAGAAAAAAUGUCAUGGCAACCGGCGACUUCAACGUUUCAGAAAGCGAUGUCGAGCACGAAAAAUGAAUGAUCAAACAAUAAAAAUGUUAUUGACAAUGCAUCAAAUAAGUAAUUCCAUUCAGAAAACUAAUCAAAAAAUAGACAAUGAUAAAGACAUGGAUGAUCCUUUUACAAUGAAUAUCAACAAUGAAUAUCAGAAUCAAUUCAAUAGGUCACCAUCUACAAGAACAUGUCAAAUGAGUACAGAUCAUUGGAAACAAUCAUGCAAACUCUUACCAAAGUAUAAGAACUUGUCUUAUCGUAAAUUCAAACAUUUACUUUCCAACGCUAUACCUAUUUAUCGUAAUCGAAUUCAACAAUGUUUAGCAAGUAUGGAAAUGUUACAAUUCGUUCAACAACUUGCUGUAUUCAUGUGUACCUACUUUCAAUUGAAAAUCGAAGAGGACUAUUGGAAUUACAUUGCCAAUUUGAGCAUGCCUGCAGUGACUUGGUUAUCAAAAGUAUCUAAAGAUGUAACACAACAAAAUUCUAUUAAUUGGGAUCAUACUAAAACAAAAAUAAAUAUUCAAUAUCGACAAAACAUCAUUCAAAAUAAGUUACAUCAAACAGAAAUUGAUUUAUACAAUCAUUUACAACAAUAUUCAUCAAGUUUAAGCAUGAACAAUAAACUGCCUUUUGAACAAUCGAUAAAUAUCAUACACAAUGCUCUCCUUGUUCUCAUACAAAAGGAUUUACAUUGUUUCAGUACCAAUUUUGAACAGAAGAAAAUCUUAUUAUCAUAUGAUAUCAAUUAUGCACAUCUUGUCAAAUCAUUCUAUGAUUUAAAUCCAAUACAAGAACAGAUUGAUUCUGUUCAAUCUAUUUGGCGAUCAAAAUUAAAAGCAUGUAAAAAGAUAAUCACACAACAAAAGAAACAGUCGUCAAUGAGCGAUCAAGUUAUGGUUCAAAGAAUAAUUCAAGGCAAUAGUUCAAUAAUCAAAACGACGCAACAUAAACUCGACAUUGAUGGUACUAAUCAAGAAAAUCAAUUAUCAUCAAUGGAAUACUUUGCUUCUUCAAUACGUGCUAUUAUUAAAGCUCGUCUCAACAAUAUCGAACAACGUACUCAACAAAUUAUAAAAUUCAUCUAUGCUUCGACUCAAUCAUAA
Rotaria sp. Silwood2 is the source of this 1254-nucleotide messenger RNA. NCBI's taxonomy places the organism in Eukaryota, Metazoa, Rotifera, Eurotatoria, Philodinida, Philodinidae. The record is from the annotation of a GenBank genome assembly.